AAUUGACAAACUUGACAGAGGCAAAAGUACAGUUUUUAAUUUUUCAUGCAGUUUUCAACAAGUUUCUUAAAUCCGUAAAACAUUUGUUUUAGUUGAUUGACUAUUAUAAUGAGCCUAUGAGAUUUUCACUCUGAAAAUAUGUCUCAUUCUUUUAAAUUAUUUUAUAGACAAACACAUUGCUUCCUAAAUAUAACCACGCCGGUGAGAUGUAGUGCAAACCAAUAUCCAAUCCGGAUUUUAUCUAGUGGUAUCAGCUAUCAAAAUAACCCAGCUUGGAAUAUAUUGAACAGCGUGAAGCGUAAUAGUAUAUCAUCAUGUCAAAUACGAAAUUACGUUAAACCUGAAGGAAGCAAUGCCUGUGACACACCUGAGAAACCCACACCCCCGGAAAAACAAGGGCUUUUCCAAAAGUUUAAGGAGAUGUACAAAAACUACUGGUAUGUCUUAGUCCCCGUGCACAUGGCUACUUCUGCGGUUUGGCUGGGCUCUUUCUAUUAUACUGUGAGAAGUGGUGUAGACAUAAUACCUAUGCUAGAAACAAUGGGGAUCAGUGAAAAACUGUUAGAGCCAUUGAAAAACUCGUCUGCGGGCUAUUAUGCACUUACUUUUGCUCUGUAUAAAAUAGCCACACCCCUUCGAUAUGCGGUCACUGUUGGUGGCACAACCCUUGCUAUUAGAAAGUUAACAGCACUGGGAUGGAUCAAACCAGUGCCUUCAAGACAGCAAUUCAAGGUGAUGCUGCAAGAAAGAAAGGAGGGCUUGCAGGACCGGUUCAAUGAGAGUACGGCCCACUACCGUCUGACACAGAUGAGGCAGCAGGGCACAAAGGUUAUGGACGAAAUGCGACGAUAUAAAACCGAAAUACGAAACAUGAAGAAUAAAGUCAAGAAAAUGUGAGACAACUAAAUAUAAAAUUAGUGUAGUGAGU
This is a messenger RNA of Cydia amplana, 928 nucleotides long. RefSeq lists its product as uncharacterized. Gene Ontology annotation, cellular component: mitochondrion. Bases 139 to 897 code for a protein of 252 amino acids. NCBI's taxonomy places the organism in Eukaryota, Metazoa, Arthropoda, Insecta, Lepidoptera, Tortricidae. The record is from RefSeq and is a predicted model, not a curated record. The transcript has 3 exons.